Messenger RNA from Myripristis murdjan (pinecone soldierfish), 769 nucleotides. Its product is annotated as trypsin-2-like. The transcript is spliced from 6 exons. NCBI's taxonomy places the organism in Eukaryota, Metazoa, Chordata, Actinopteri, Holocentriformes, Holocentridae. Gene Ontology annotation, biological process: proteolysis. Gene Ontology annotation, molecular function: serine-type endopeptidase activity. The coding region runs from base 1 to 735 and encodes 244 amino acids. The record is from RefSeq and is a predicted model, not a curated record.
AUGUUGUUCCCCAUUUUCCUCGUGUUGGUGGCUACCAAUGUGGCUCUUGGUUAUGAUGACAGGAUAGUUGGAGGGGAGGAGUGCAGGCCUCACUCCGUCCCCUGGCAGGUGUCGCUCAACAACGGCUGGCACUACUGUGGAGGAACACUGAUCAGCGACCGCUGGGUUGUCAGCGCUGCACACUGCCUGAAAAAUGAAGACAUCGAGGUGCGUUUGGGUGAGCACCACAUCAGAUACAAGGACGGCCCUGAGCAGUUCAUUGCUCCGGCUGCUAUCAUCCCCCAUCCAGACUAUGACCGUUACACCAUCAACAAUGACAUCAUGCUGAUCAAACUUGCCGAGCCAGCAAAGUUUGAUGAGUACGUCCAGCCCAUCGCCCUGCCCAGCAGCUGUGCCUCGGCUGGCACACAGUGCCUGGUGUCUGGCUGGGGAGCCACCAAGAGCCCCUUCGGCUGUCUGAAGUGUCUGCACUGCCUGGAUCUGCCCGUCCUGUCCCAGGAGGACUGUGAGCGCUCCUACCCCAACAGGAUCACCUCCUCCAUGUUCUGCGCCGGCUUCCUGGAGGGAGGAAAGGACUCCUGCCAGGGAGAUUCUGGUGGCCCUCUGGUGUGUAACGGGGAGCUGCAGGGUGUGGUGUCUUGGGGAUGGGGCUGUGCUGAGGAAAACCGCCCUGGUGUCUAUGCCAAGGUGUGCAAGUUCACCGACUGGAUCCGCUCCACCAUGGCCUCCCACUGAGCUCCAGGCUUUCUAAAACACACACUGCGUCUCC